AUGGCGCAAGUGCGCAAAUAUGCUGCUCUACCUGACCUGGACGAGUCCCCAGACACGUACGAGACACCGGAUUUAACAGACGACGCAUCUACAUUACCGACGUCAACAGCUUGGUCAGAAACCUCGGAUACAGAAGCAAACCCCAGCAUCAGCCGGACAAAAUUACAACCAGAUGAAGCGCGUUCACAAUUUCAAUCAUCGCGGGUCGAUGCACGUGAGACGGACUUUUCCGACCGCGUGAGCAGCAAAAGGAGGGCCUAUGUUGUGAGCAACAGAGAGCAAGGCCAAGACGGCAAGGACUACGACAGCGAGGAUGAGAAUGAGAGCUUGCAGAGGAAGCUGGCGCGACUGAACAGGGAGGUGCAGGAAGUGCAGAAUGAGCUGGACAAGAGGAAAAGCGGGUCGGACGAAACACAGGCACUCCCUGAGGAGGAGGACAUGGCCGCGCAAUUGGCGCACUUGAGCACAGCGUUGCAUGGUAUGCGCCAAUCGCAGUCUGCUCAGUCAAGGCUGAGUAAACAACUGGCAACCUCGACCACCGCGAAAGCAGAAGCUGUCGUGAUACCAAAACCCACCCGCACCGAAGAAGCGGCCAAAGAAAUAGCCGACACACAAGCGUUGAAUAAGGUCGCAGACUUUGAUGCUCGUCUCGCACUCCUCGAACGUCAGCUCGGCAUCACAUCCCUCGACACUCCCGAAGCCUCCACCACCACCUCGACUUUCACUCCAAUCAUACCCACCAUCUCAUUGCUAGAUCGCCAAUUAGCUCUCCUGACCUCUUCAUCCUCACAAUCACACAUCGACACACUGGCCCAAAAGCUCCAGCAACAACAGCAAGCAAAUUCUACUACCACAUCUGAUGGCUCGCAUGAAACACGUUCUCCAGAAGACAUGGCAAAACUCCGCGCGCUCUACGCUCUUUUGCCCACCUUGACAUCGCUCAGUCCAACACUACCGCCACUUCUGACUCGUUUACGAUCUUUGCGUACAUUACACGCCAAUGCCGUUGCAGCGAGCCAAACACUAGACGAUAUUGAGAGGCGGCAGGACGAAGCAGACAAGGAGAUACGAGAAUGGCGAGACGGUCUCAAAAAGGUGGAAGAAGCCGUUGCUAGAGCUGAGAGUGGCAUGUUAGAGAACAGUGCUGCUGUAGAAGUUUGGGUCAAAGAGUUGGAGGAAAGAGUCAAAACGCUUGUUUAG
This is a messenger RNA of Aureobasidium subglaciale EXF-2481, 1200 nucleotides long. RefSeq lists its product as uncharacterized. NCBI's taxonomy places the organism in Eukaryota, Fungi, Ascomycota, Dothideomycetes, Dothideales, Saccotheciaceae. The record is from RefSeq and is a predicted model, not a curated record. The transcript has 2 exons. Gene Ontology annotation, biological process: mitotic spindle organization. Gene Ontology annotation, cellular component: cytoplasm; dynactin complex. The coding region runs from base 1 to 1200 and encodes 399 amino acids.